This is a messenger RNA of Bacidia gigantensis, 1827 nucleotides long. RefSeq lists its product as uncharacterized. The record is from RefSeq and is a predicted model, not a curated record. The transcript has a single exon. Lineage: Eukaryota; Fungi; Ascomycota; Lecanoromycetes; Lecanorales; Ramalinaceae. The coding region runs from base 1 to 1827 and encodes 608 amino acids.
AUGACUGUUAAGAACCAUUGUGGAAUCGUCGGUCAGACUAUGACAGAAUCAUUUCUUCCCUUUACUCCAGGCCAAAUCUCGACCUUCAUCUUCGACGCUGAUGAGCUGGGGUACGAGCAAGCGAGACUCCGGGGAGAGAUCACAGCGGAAGCGCAAGAGCGGACGUUUCGAGCAGCGAGGACAGAUGUUGGGACCAACGCCCAGAACGCGAAUGGCGACUAUCUAUACCAUCCACUAGAUGUUGCGGACCUCGAAUGUCCAACAACCGGCUACGGGAGGUCAACGCUGCCAGAUGGCAACAUCACAACGACAGUUGGACCGCCGUGGCUGCCGCUGAUAGUCCCACCAAAGGAAUUGAUCUAUCUCAAUCCAGAAUGGCGAUCGGCCUGCAACAACACGAUCGGUCAAGUCCUGACAGAUAGUUUCGCUAUAUUCGAUCCACCUCGAGCUUUGACUCCUGGGCAGGCGUUAGGUUCAUCGCGAUCUUCCGAGAAUCAAGCGGCAGCGCAGACGACAGCGGAAAGCCCACAAUCAGCUCCCACGAUCCAGCCUGGACAGCCGGUGGCUACAGUCGCUGCGGCCACGGGUACGCCGCAGAGUCAACGCAAUAAUGAUCCACCGCAACAAGGGAAGUCAUUUGCCGAUCAGUUUUUUGAUACCAAAAACGGCGGCAAUUCUGUAAAUGGCGCCACAGACCCUGCAUUGAAAGAAGAUCCUAUAUCUAAAGCAGGCCCAGGGGCAAAAGGAGUUCCAGCUGGAAAAGAAGAAGACAAGGGGACACAAGAUCCUCAAGAACCCGACCAAAUGGCAAAGCAAGGCAAUGUAGGCGCGGUAGACCCAAAACAAAUGUCCAGCAUCCCACAAAGUAGCGUAAGCCUUGCAAACAAAAGUACAGAAGAUACAGGAAGCAAAAAACCCGAUUCAGACCCACAGGGUAUGACUCCUGUUGACAGCCCAAAGGAUCCAACAUCAAACGGAGAAGAUGGGCAGGUCGAAGGACCACAAGACCCUCAGAAAAUGGUUGGAUAUGGUGAUGAAGGCGUGGCAGGAUCGAAAGAUAUAUCGAGCACUCCGCAGUUGAAGGCAAGCCCUCCAACGCAGACCACCGAAUACCCCGGAAGUAAUAGGCCCUAUUCAGGCCAGCGAGUUUCUACGGGAAGUGAGGCAAACAGCGUUGAUUCGCAAGACGGACCAGUGGGGCAGGUCCUGGAAAAUGGAAUAGCAAUGGACUCGGCCAUAAGUAGCUUGAGUCCGUCGGUAAAACCGAGCUCAGGGUCGCCUGAAGUUGGCGAAGCAGAUCCUAAAGUCGACGAAGCAGGUUUAUCAGGCUCUGAUACGUCAAGAGGAAACAAGGGAGUGACACCUCAAGCUUCCAACAUCUCAGCCUCAGUUACGGCCUCGCCUCCAGACUCUUCAGUAUCUGCAUGGUCCAAACUUCUAGACGAGAUCCAAGUGCGUCCUACAGGAGAGACUCUAGCACAAGGUAGUGGUCGUCUGUUCUUCAAUGGUACCAGCGCCCUUUCAAUCACUUCGAGGACCGCGACAUUGAACAGCACGGGGAUAUCGAGCUCAGAGGGUCGAGUGUCGUCUUCAACAAGCUUGGAGACAAGCAAAGCGUCUACUAGUGGUAGUGAAGCAGGUGGUGAAGGCACCGAUGGUAAUACUGAAACUGAAGGGGGUCUUCCUCUCCCACCCUCGGUGAUCCCUGUGACUGCGACUGUGUCAUCGGAAAGCGCUGGAGCGAAAAGGAAGAUACCACGUCCAUACUGCAUUGCCAACGUUGUGACAGCGUGCUGUGUGGUCGGCCGACUCUGGGGAUUUGGGUAG